ACAACAAAAAGAUGAACCCUGCCUUUCCUUUGUGAGCGGUCAUGGUGAACGUUCUCUUCCACAUACACACCCAAUACGUAUGUUUACCUCGAAUAAAAGCAACACACGCCAAUCUGGCAUUUACCUUUGCGCAAUUUUAACUCAAGAUUCCACGUGUUUGUGCUUAGUUCAGUGUUACACCCUGGUGAAGUGAAGAUGUCGCAUCCAGUGAUUACACCCGAAAAGAUCACGAAGAUUUUGCAAGACUACGAGAAGACCGAUGAUGUCAAAUUGAUCAAAUCUGAGGUGGUUCCAGGAUCGGAUAAGGGUGAGAAUUACUCCAGUGUUGUGUUAGCGUGUCAUGUUGAAGCGGAAAUCAAUGGAGGGCAAUCCAAAUCAUAUCACUGGAUCGCCAAAAUACCUUCCGACGACCCUUGGAAAUUCAAAUGGGUUCGCCCUUGUCGAAUGGAAGAGAAGGAAGUGGCCUUCUACAACGAUCUUGUUCCAAGACUCAAAUCAUAUCUGAACCAAAAAGGCUCUGGGAUAGAGCUACAACUGUGCCCUAAAAUCUUCGCCGAGUUCAAGGAAGAUACCAAGCCUGAGGAAUGCCAAUAUGGAUCCAUGGUACUCUUGGAACAUUUACGAUAUAAUGGAUUCACGGAGCAGUCCAAUUCCAAUCGAAAGGCUGGCUUUGACAUGGCACACACCAAGUUAGUCUUGGAGGCCUUGGCUGAUUUUCACGCUGUCACCUACGGUUACUUGAAGCAAAAACAUGGCUCUUUAAACGACAUGGUGGAUAAGGAGCCACUCUUUGCUCGUGACUUUAUUGGGGCUGAUCCACCGGUGGAAUUAGAGGCUUUCAAAGAGCAAUUCGCUGAGCAAGGCAUCCAAUCCCACUUGACUCUCUUGUCCAGCUUUAAAGAUGACAAAUAUGAGAAGUUGUUUAAGCUCUUCAUGGAGAAAAAUGGCAACCCUACCACUUACUGCGAGAAGCUCGGGUCUUAUAAAAAUUUCGAGUUCCACGUCUUGUGCCACGGGGAUCCUUGGUUCAACAAUAUGUUAUUUCGGCAUGAGGGCGAUUCUCCCACGGGCGUUUGUCUUUUGGACAACGCGUGCACUAGAUGGACUACACCAGCCUUUGAUUUGGCCUACCUUCUGUUCACUUCUGCAGCUCCUGAGUUGAGACAAGAUCACUUACAGGGGCUUCUUGAGCAUUAUCAUCAGAGGUUUCGGCAAUCUCUGGCUGAAGUGGGAGAAAACCCCAACGUUUAUUCAUUGGAGUCCUUGAAGAGCGAUUACACGCGUUGCACUUAUAUCGGUCUUCUUACUGCCAUAACUAUGUUACCCUGGACUUUGGCCAAGAAGGAAGAUGCAUUUUCUUUUGAUGACAUGAAGGACUUUGACCAAGCGGACGAGAAGCGUCGGAACGAAAUGAUGGAGAAAGUCCAAGCUUCCAUGCAAAGAACUUUAGCCAAAGAACCCAUGGUGGCACACCGCAUAACCACGGCCUUUGACGAAGCCAUAGAAGCCGGUUAUUUUAAGGAUUAACUUGUAGAUGAACAAUUGGUUAAUAAAAGGAAUUGUAAGAGCUUA
Messenger RNA from Tigriopus californicus, 1572 nucleotides. RefSeq lists its product as uncharacterized. The record is from RefSeq and is a predicted model, not a curated record. Lineage: Eukaryota; Metazoa; Arthropoda; Copepoda; Harpacticoida; Harpacticidae. The coding region runs from base 196 to 1527 and encodes 443 amino acids. The transcript is spliced from 4 exons.